GCCUGGGCCUUCGUGCCAUGGGCAGUGAUGAACCAUGGGUCGCCCGAGUUGGAUUUGCUCCAAACCUUCGAGCGUCUUCCGAUGCCGCUGCUGCGGCCACUGGAAGUCACCGCCCAGCUGCGGUUGCAACGCAGCGCCAGAGGCCUGUGCCGCUUGCUACCACAGAAGUUGGUGCGCAGUAUUUCAGCUGCUCGUUUCAGCGCUGGAGAUUUCAAGAGUCCCUGGCUGCCAGGCGCACGCAUGGUGACGGCGCUGAAUCGCUGCCAGGAGGAAGACGUUGACGCCUGCUUUGCUAUGCUGGCCUCUAGCGGUGACUCGAGGCCCGAAGAUGGAGCCUUGCACAUGGCGGCGGUGCGAAACUUCCUGUCGACCAUGAAGCUCUUGCUCUGUUGCCGGGGCGAUCCCCAGCUGCGCUGUUCCGCCGGGCUGACCGUGCUGGACUCGGCCAUCAACGCCGGCACCGUUGCUGCGGCACAUUUGUUGCUGGAUCAUGGCGCGGGCACGUCGCAGCCGCAGGAUGCACUGUUGGUGGCGGCCGGUAGCCGCUGUCUGGAUUCCCUGGCGCCGCGCCUCAUCAAGGAGUGCUCCGCUGAUGUGGAUGGUGCUAUUGAUCUGGCGGUGGAGAAUGAGGAUGCCACAGUGGUGAUGCAGCUAGUGCAGCUGCCAACGGCGAAGCAAAGGAAGUGGGUUAAGCAAUGGCUGCUGCGACGCGCGGCCGUCAAUGGAGAUACUACCUUAUUGGAGGGCACCCUGGCGCUGCCGGGCCUGGACCUGGACGACGGCGCGGAGAGCUCCGUGGGUCCCGCGCUGCUGCUGGCGGCGGAGGGAGGCCAUGCGGCCGUCUGCCAGAGGCUGCUCCAGAAGCGCGCCGACCUGCAGCGUGCAGCGCGCACGGGGCUGCGGGGGCGUUGGACGGCCACGGAUGUGGCGCAAAUGCAUUCUUCACGUCCGGAAUUUCAAGAGGUGCUGCUGGUUCUGUCCUACUUCGACAAGACCGGCACGGCCGGAACGGCCGAAACGGGACCGCCACGACCAGCGACGGAGCGCGAGGCCAGUGAGGCACUGCCAAAGGUGCAGUAGGACCGUAGUAGCUCGGGGAUGGGUCAAAAUUUGGACCAAAAUGCGG
Molecule: messenger RNA, 1126 nt
Organism: Cladocopium goreaui
Lineage: Eukaryota; Dinophyceae; Suessiales; Symbiodiniaceae
Source: the annotation of a GenBank genome assembly